UUCUUCAUAUGUUUUAGCCUCCAGUCCCCUAAUCAUCUUUGUUGCUCUUCUCUGUACUCUUUCUAGAGUUUCAAGUUCUUUUUUUACAUCGUGGUGAUCCUAGAAAGCUGGUGACCCCACGGAUAGAAUCCCAAUUUUAUGCCUCUGUUAUCACCCUCUGAAAAUAGGUGGAGGUUGCAAUUCUAUAUUUAAAAAACAGGACUGGCAUGUAUAAGCAGUCAGAGCCGACAAAGCCAGGAAACACGUCUCAACUGCACAAUUUGAGGGGAUAUUUCAAUCAGGGCGUUUCCUGCACUUGCAGAUAAACACUAGAGAGGGGGGAAAAACACACACAACCACAAUCAGGUUGCUGGGUUUAGCGUGUUGCACAAACGUGGCCAUGGCUAAGGCUAUGUCAGCAUAUCACAAUCACACGGUGGAUUGUGGCUUUUUCUGUGAAACAGGAUAAAGCAAUGCUUGGCUGGAGGGGGGGGGGGGACAGAAAAUUUGAAAGCGUGCCAGAAGUUUGUAGACAGGAAAUGAAUAGUUUAUUUCAGACAGCAAAGGUGAAGAACCGGUUUGGUUGUAGUGGUUUUCAGACCCUGGGCUAGAAACGAGGAGAAUGAGAGUUCGAGUCUCGCCUGAGAUACCAAGGCAGCCUGGUGACCUUGGGCCAGCCACUUUCUCUCAGCCCUAGGAAGCCGGCAACGGCAAACCAUGUGGGAGAUCUUGCCAAGUCAACUGCAAGGGCUUGCCUGCAGGAGACAAGGAUGGCUCAAAAGCACAACAAAGAGAACAAGACAUGGACACCUCCAUUGCACUGGCAGCCUUAAGGCUAAAAGGACAUUUAUGUCACAAUUCUUUAUUUUUCUUUUUAAUAAUAACACGAGGGACAUGUCACUCUGCCUACCAAUUCUUCUCCUUCUCUUUCAGCUUCCCAGCUAAUUCAGGACAGGAAAUUCGGCCUCGUGGUUUAAAGAGGCGAAACAGUAUUUUAUGUUUCCAGGGGAGUGGAAUUUUUGUUUCGAACUGGCCCCGCCGGGUUCAGAGCAAGCAUCUCAUUCCUUAGUUUGGUUGAAUCUCAGCUGAGGCUGCCUUGCGAGAGUCUUUGAGAGGGAACUUUGAGGAAAGCUACGGACCGUGUGAAUGGAUCCUCAUUAUCCUAAUGUAUAUUUUUGUAAUUUUAACCUUCCCCAUAACCAUCUGGAUGUGCAUAGAGGUGGUUAUGCAAUAUGAACGAGUGGUCAUUUUUAGGCUGGGCCAUAUACGAAAAGGAGGGUCCAAAGGUCCUGGAGUCUAUUUUAUUUUGCCUCUCCUAGAUUAUGCGGUCAAGGUGGAUAUGCGGACCAUAUCGUUUGAUAUAUCUCCCCAGGAAAUUCUUACCAAAGAUUCAGUGACGAUCAUGGUGGACGGCGUCGUUUAUUACCGGGUUUGGAAUGCUAUUCUUUCCGUCGCCAACGUGCUUUACACAGACCCGGCCACUCGGCUCCUGGCUCAAACCACCUUGAGGAACAUCUUGGGAACCAAAGACCUGGCUCAGAUUCUCUCCGACCGAGAGGAGAUCGCCCAGAGCAUGCAGAUCACCCUGGACAAGGCCACGGACGACUGGGGCAUAAAAGUGGAGCUUGUGGAGAUCAAGGAUGUCAAGUUACCCUUCCAGCUUCAAAGAGCCAUGGCGGCUGAAGCCGAAGCUGCUCGCGAAGCCAGGGCCAAGGUGAUCGCAGCGGAGGGCGAAAUGAACGCCUCACGGGCUCUGCAGAAGGCCGCAGCCAUCAUCUGCGAAAACCCGGCCGCACUGCAGCUUCGCUACCUGCAAACUCUGACCACCAUCGCUGCGGAGAAGAAUUCCACCAUCAUCUUCCCUCUUCCUUUAGACAUAUUGCACGGUUUUAUCCCUCCGAAGCAGUAGCUGCGGUGAGGAAGAAAAAAGAAAGAGACAACAGCUGCUUUCCUUCUCCAAGCCCUUUGAAUAAAAACCUGCGUGCACAUUACACAGAGGUGCCUGUACAACAACCGUCCUCGGCUUUGCAGCUUGGUGGCCCGGCUGGGGUUGGGGGAGAGAGAGGGGAAGCGGACCGCACGAGUUGCGGGGCAGUGCGCACGCGCUCAGCUCAAUUUGCACAAGCAUUGGGAGGCUCGCACACACAUGCAUGCACAACUCAACUUUGGUAAAUCAAGUUGCUCGUGUGUAUGCCAGCCCGCCAUUGUGCGGCCUGGUUCCGAAUAAGCCACGGUCCAGUUCUGGGCUGUCGCCCAGAGGUUUGGGACCACUGUUGUACAAGAUCUAUUUUUUUUCAACUUUUGCACGAAGGUGACCAAAAUGUCAACACAGAGUAGACUCAACAACGGAAAGUCAACCAUUUUGGAUGCCCGACUCUUUUCUUCAUUCCCUCCCUCAAUUCAGUGGGUGCUUGCAUCAAAUGCAGCUAUAGUCCUCAAUGACCCCUUAUGAUCACAAUUUUACCCCAGAAUUUAGGCUUGCGAAGUGAGACAUUUGUUAAGUGAUGUUUGCCCCAUUUUACGAUUUUUCUUGCUGUGUUUGCUACGGGAAUUGCUGUAGUUGUUAAA
Molecule: messenger RNA, 2547 nt
Organism: Crotalus tigris (Tiger rattlesnake)
Lineage: Eukaryota; Metazoa; Chordata; Lepidosauria; Squamata; Viperidae
Product: stomatin-like
Exons: 7
Coding region: 1145-1888 (247 amino acids)
Cellular component (GO): plasma membrane
Source: RefSeq, a predicted model, not a curated record